Messenger RNA from Talaromyces proteolyticus, 771 nucleotides. RefSeq lists its product as uncharacterized. The coding region runs from base 1 to 771 and encodes 256 amino acids. The record is from RefSeq and is a predicted model, not a curated record. The transcript has a single exon. NCBI's taxonomy places the organism in Eukaryota, Fungi, Ascomycota, Eurotiomycetes, Eurotiales, Trichocomaceae.
AUGAAAUUUUGGACGAAGGCCUCAGAUGAAUUUCCUUCCACACACGAAGUCAAAAUUAGACAUCCAUCACUAUUUUCUCCAGCGAGCUCACUCUCAACAAAGAAAGAAAGAAAUUUGACCCCAGCCACAGAGUAUCCCAAGGGCUCAUCUUCAUCCAUAGUGACUGCUAUACUUGAUACUAUCAUGGACUCCCUAACGCCAGAAUCCGACCAUUCGUCUUCCCGCGCAAGGAUAGAAUUCGUCGACCUUAUUGCUGGCCCUCGCAUACUAUUCCGCAACAUGCCAUUUAACCUAGGCGUGCUCAUUACCGAAAAUGGCGAAUUAAUUUGCAGUGCCGCACACGUAAACCUUGCACUGUACGUUCAUUUCAGUGGCGGCGAGUACGCGAAAGAAUCGGGACGAUACACUCUGGAAGUGGGUGGGACAGAUCCAGCUACGCACUACGUCUUUAAAGAUCUCAAUCUGAAUGAACUGCCGCCGCUUAUGCUGCGAUCGCCGGAAAUGGAGAUUCGGUUCAGAGUGUGUUUGAUGGCGGAGAUGGUGAUAGAGGCGGUGUUGGCACCUUAUCGACUGGUUAAGGAUUCAGAGUAUGCGCAAAUGUAUACGAGGAUCUCGGAUGGUGAUAUUUGGAUGGAUAUGAUGACUGGUAAGGAAGGUCUAGUUGACUUGGAGAUUACUAAGGGUACGGAGUAUGAGAGCGACGAUGGUUUUUUUGGCCGAAAUGUUAUGGGGGUAGGCAAAGAAUUGAUUGACUGGGCAUUGGAAGUGUAA